UUGAUGUUUGACAGCAGCUAGCUACCAUAGCUGUGUAGGUCGUUUAUGGUCACGUUAGAUCUCUAUGUAGAAAGCUUUAGUAAACAUUUUCUGAUGCGACGUAUACCUAAUUCACCUGAGUGACUAGACGAGGAGAAUAAUAUUAAAUUAUAUUUAGGUCAAAAUUGAAGGUCGUGACUUGUGUUAUCUAGAAAAACAUCAUAGCUUAGCUAACUAGCUUAGCAGGCAGACAUCUAAAUGAAUUGAGUUGACCCCCCCAAAGAGGAAAAUAUGCAUUUUGCGGAUUUCGUUGCUGGUUCCGUUGGAGGAGCCUUUGGAGUGGCUGUGGGGUAUCCUUUGGACACAGUGAAGGUGAGAAUACAGACACAAAGGAGAUUCACAGGAGUUUGGCAAUGUAUUCAUACUACAUGGAAGACAGAAGGGGCGAAUGGAUUCUACAGGGGCAUGUCCAUGCCAGUCACCACUGUGUCCAUCAGCUCCUCUGUAGUGUUUGGCGUCUACAGGAAUGUCCUGCAGUGUUUACAUCAACUACGAUCCACCUCCACAGGUUUGGAUUUUCUGCCAGCCAAAGUGGACUUCUUCUUGUCCGGGUUGUCAGGAGGUGUUGCCCAGGUAUCUGUGAUGGCACCAGCUGAUAUAGUAAAAGUACGGAUGCAGUGCCAGAUGGUACACCAAGGCUUGGAUGCUCAGCAACCCAAGUAUCGCGGCCCAAUGCACUGUCUGCUGACCAUCGCUCGUGAAGAGGGCUUCCUCGGACUGUACAAGGGAGCUGGUGCCCUCGCCCUGCGAGACGGCCCCUCCUUUGCCACCUACUUCACUAUUUACCACGUUAUCUGUGAGCAGUUAUCCCCACCUGGAAAGACCCAGCCAGAGUGGAACGUGGUUCUGCUUGCUGGUGGACUGUCAGGGAUGUGUGGCUGGUGCAUAGGGACACCCAUGGACGUGAUCAAAUCCCGUUUGCAGGUGGAUGGUAUGGGCAAGAGGAGAUACACAGGUUUCUUCCACUGCAUCGCACAGAGCAUACGCACUGAGGGGCCGGGCGUUCUCUUCAAAGGCCUGGGCCUCAAUUGCAUACGGGCCUUCCCUGUCAACAUGUCCGUGUUCGCCAUGUACGAGGUGGUUGUGCGCCUCCUCCGACCGAAAACUUGAAUUUAAAGGCUUGGGUUGUUCAUUAGGUGCCGAAUGGACUGAAAUAGGGAGGAACUACUGGUCUGAGAACAAAUUUGGACAUGAUGUGCACUAAUGAAUCCAACCUUAACUUUGAAGACUUGGGUGAUAGGAUUCUAUUUUAAUUAUGUUUCUCGUGCCAUUUUCCAUGACUAGAAUAACACUCAAUCCGUUGUGUUUAUGUUGUAUCACUAUUCACCAUUGCCUCAGUUGCUGCUAUGUGAUUUUUAUAUAGUGCCAUACUGCACUAUGAAGGGGAAACUCCAAUUCCUCAGUAAGAUUUAUUUGAAAUAUUCCUGCAUAGUAUUUCAAGGGAAAAUGUGAAUUGAAAAUGAAUACUGAGCUAAAACAGUUUAAUGUUAGUUCUCAGAUUGUUUAGCAAUAGGGCCUAAUAGUUGUCACACCUUUCAGGAAUAGUACUACAGAAACUUACUUCAUUAUUUUGACUUACCUACUUUUUACACAACAUUCCCUCACUGACCUUAGAACAUAACAGGGGUGUAUUUUACACCGCAGGAUCACUUGAUUUCAAUGGCUAGAACUGAAGCUGACGGACAAUGUGGCUUAGAAAAUAUGAAGUUUUUCUGAAUACUGUAUUAAUGAAAGUUACUUGUCGAUCAUUACCCAAAUAAUUAUCCCACUGUUCAUAUCGCUCCUGUCUCAGCUCGGAAACGAGCGUCUUUAAAAUAGGGCCACCAUCAAGCAAACUGCAGUAUACUGGGGGUCGGUCAUCAGUAUUUAGGAAUUGAUUAACUUCUGCCACAGGCUUUCACCUCACCUUCGGUAUGAAAGUGAGCAAAGCCUGGGAGCUGAGGCUAGGAAUUUAUCAACUUUGCUCAGAAAAUGUAAAUAUACAACUUUGCUUUGUUACUGGAUCCAAGCAGUAUCAAUUAUUUGUCCUUGACUUGGGACAGUAUUUUCAAUGGUAUUGUCUAAACUCCCAGUUCUCAAAAUACUGAGUCAUUCUCUGUAUACCACAUGUACUGAUGACCCUGUACUUGUGAUUUGGUGUUUGAGAAAAAACAAAGUAGCGCAUGUGAUUUUGGUGUGAGUGACACGUAUAAGGGAGUUUUAACACGCACAAACAUUUCAGCAGUGUAAAGUGAAAAAAUUAAAUAUAUAUAUUAUUUAAUGACUGAAUAAAAAUUCACAAGACAGACAUUAUUUUAUUCAUCCAAUGGUAUUGCUGUUAGCACAAACCAAAAUAAAACUUCCUUUGU
Molecule: messenger RNA, 2387 nt
Organism: Salvelinus namaycush (lake trout)
Lineage: Eukaryota; Metazoa; Chordata; Actinopteri; Salmoniformes; Salmonidae
Gene: slc25a47b
Product: solute carrier family 25 member 47b
Exons: 6
Coding region: 271-1149 (292 amino acids)
Biological process (GO): transmembrane transport
Cellular component (GO): mitochondrion
Molecular function (GO): transmembrane transporter activity
Source: RefSeq, a predicted model, not a curated record